Molecule: messenger RNA, 603 nt
Organism: Brassica oleracea var. oleracea
Lineage: Eukaryota; Viridiplantae; Streptophyta; Magnoliopsida; Brassicales; Brassicaceae
Product: squamosa promoter-binding-like protein 5
Exons: 2
Coding region: 73-603 (176 amino acids)
Cellular component (GO): nucleus
Molecular function (GO): DNA binding
Source: RefSeq, a predicted model, not a curated record
CAACAUUGCUUAGUCUUAACCAUAGUUCCACCACCAUCUUCUCAAGGCUACAACUUAAAAGCUUAACCAGAAAUGGAGAAAUCACAACGCUGGAGUUACGUGAAAGACAAGGCUAUAGUCUCCAACCUUGCUGAACAAGAAUGGGAGAAUAGCAUGGAUGGAGAAGAGGAGGAUGUAGGAGAUGAAGACAAAAGGAAGAGAGUGAUGGAGAGAGCUAGGGGUACUAACACAGAUCGUGUUCCACCGCGGCUAUGCCAGGUCCAUAGGUGCACUGCUAAUUUAACUGAAGCCAAGCAGUAUUACCGCAGACACAAAGUCUGUGAAGUUCAUGCAAAGGCAUCUGCUGCAACUGUUUCAGGCGCCAAGCAACGUUUUUGUCAACAAUGCAGCAGGUUUCAUGAGCUACCAGAGUUUGAUGAAGCUAAAAGAAGUUGCCGGAUGCGCCUAGCUGGACACAAUGAGAGGAGAAGGAAGGUUUCUGGUGACAGUUUCGGCGAAAGGUCAGGCCGGAGAGGGUUUAGCGGUCAACUGAUCCAGACUCAAGAAAGAAACAAGGUAGGCAUGAAACUACCUAUGGCCAACACAUCAUUCAAACGACCAUAG